AUGACGAAGACCGUUUCUAUUGCUAAUGUUGCGAACGUCUCUGCUCAAGUCAACAACAUCCCAAUGUUGAGUGGGACGAACUUUAAGGUUUGGAAAGAAGCCGUGGAGAUUGUCCUCGGCCGUAUGGAUUUGGAUCUUGCACUUCGUUCGGAUCAACCCGCUUCUACUCCGAAAAACCCCAAUGAGGGUAAAAUUGAAAGGUGGGAUCGCUCUGACCGAAUGUGCUUGAUGAUCAUGAAACGUUCCAUUUCAAAAGCGUUUCGGGGCUCUAUUACUGAGAGCAGGAUCGCUAAGAAGUUCCUUAAGGAAAUUGAACAAUAUUUUGCCAAGAAUUAA
This is a messenger RNA of Olea europaea var. sylvestris, 336 nucleotides long. RefSeq lists its product as uncharacterized. The transcript is spliced from 2 exons. NCBI's taxonomy places the organism in Eukaryota, Viridiplantae, Streptophyta, Magnoliopsida, Lamiales, Oleaceae. The coding region runs from base 1 to 336 and encodes 111 amino acids. The record is from RefSeq and is a predicted model, not a curated record.